This is a messenger RNA of Staurois parvus, 1074 nucleotides long. The record is from the annotation of a GenBank genome assembly. Lineage: Eukaryota; Metazoa; Chordata; Amphibia; Anura; Ranidae.
AUGGUGGUAUGUGAAGUCCGAAAGUCCGAGCAACACCUGCUCCUGACGGGUGAGGGGCCCCGGAGCCCCAGCAAGAGGAAGAGGGAGGAGAGCACCCCGAGGACGCGGGCAACGGCAGUCUGUGUGACAGCAUGGGGGGUGAAGAGAGUCCGGUACCGGAGACACAGGAAGCAGACUCUGGAGGCCCGGAGCUGUGACUCGGGGGUGGGGGAUCUGUAUGAGACCCCCAGUCCCAGCCCGCACUCCCCGGUCUAUGAGACCCAAGAGGAGCCCUGUCCGGGGAUCUCCUACAGACAGGCCGUGCAGAACUUCCGAGACUAUGGAGAGGAGGCCUAUGUGUUCUACAAGAGCCUGGAGGACACCUACCUCACCCGCCACUGCAUGGAAAACCAGCCACAGCUCAAACCCGAAUCUCGCUGCAAACUGAUCAGCUGGCUGAUUCCUGUACAUAAACACUUCAAGCUGGGCUUCGAAUCCCUGUGCCUUGCCAUCAAUAUCCUGGACCGGUUCCUAGCCUGCACCCCUGUGGCCACUGACUGCUUUCAGCUAGUGGGUGUCACCUCCUUACUUAUUGCAUGCAAACAGGUGGAGACACGGCCGCCCCGAGUGAAGCAGCUGCUUGCCUUGUGCUGUGAUACCUUCUCCAGAGAGCAGCUCUGCAAUCUUGAAUGCAUCAUCUUGCUUAAACUCCGAUUCCAGCUGGCAGCACCAACCAUUAACUUCUUCCUGCAGCACUUCUCUCUCCUGCAGGUUGCUGAUGGUCACCCCUCAGAUGCUGAUCUAUCCCAGGCCUCCAGGUCACUAGCUGUAGCCAAAGGCAUUGCAGAACUGAGCUUGGCUGAUUAUGCCUUUAACUCCUACCCUCCAUCACUAAUGGCGGUUUGUUUCUUGGCACUCUCAGAACAAAUGUUGGGCAAUGAAAGGCCCAUCAGUGUCCAGAGCAGCGGUUACUCUGAGAGCCAACUGAGGGAGUGCAUGGACAAGAUUGACUUGCUUAUCUCCUUAAACCGAGAUUCUUUGCAUCGCCUGCUGCCUAAUGAAGUCCCUGAUAAGAGUAUGGAUGUGGAUAAUUAG